GUUUUGGAGGUAGCCCAGCAUUUGGGUGAGAGCACAGUAAGGACAAUUGCUAUGGAUGGUACAGAAGGCUUGGUUAGAGGCCAGAAAGUCCUGGAUUCUGGGGCACCAAUAAAAAUUCCUGUUGGUCCUGAGACAUUGGGCAGAAUCAUGAAUGUCAUUGGAGAGCCUAUUGAUGAGAGAGAUCCCAUCAAAACUAAACAAUUUGCUCCCAUUCAUGCUGAGGCUCCUGAGUUCGUGGAAAUUAGUGUGGAGCAGGAAAUUCUGGUGACUGGAAUCAAGGUGGUGGAUCUGCUAGCUCCUUAUGCCAAAGGUGGCAAAAUCGGGCUCUUUGGUGGUGUUAGAGUUGGCAAGACUGUGCUGAUCAUGGAGUUAAUCAACAAUGUCGCCAAAGCUCAUGGUGGUUACUCUGUGUUUGCUGGUGUUGGUGAGAGGACUCACGAGGGCAAUGACUUAUACCAUGAAAUGAUUGAGUCUGGUGUUAUCAACUUAAAAGAUGCUACUUCCAAGGCAGCACUGGUGUACGGUCAAAUGAAUGAGCCACCUGGUGCUCAUGCCCAAGUAGCUCUGACUGGACUGACUGUGGCUGAAUACUUCAGAGACCAAGGAGGUCAAGAUGUACUGUUGUUUAUUGAUAAUAUCUUCCACUUCACUCAGGCUGGCUCAGAAGUGUCUGCCUUACUGGGCAGACUCCCCUCUGCUGUGGGCUAUCAGCCUACCCUGGCCACUGACAUGGGUACUAUGCAGGAAAGAAUCACCACCACCAAGAAGGGCUCUAUCACCUCUGUGCAGGCUAUCUAUGUGCCUUCUGAUGACUUGACUGAUCCCACUCCUGACACGACCUUUGCCCACUUGGAUGCAACCACUGUACUGUCUCAUGCUAUUGCUGAGCUGGGCAUCUAUCCUGCUGUGGAUCCUUUGGACUCCACCUCCUGCAUCAUGGAUCCCAACAUUGUGGGCGCUGAGCAUUAUGACGGUGCCCGUGGGGUGCAAAAGAUCCUGCAGGACUACAAAUCCCUCCAGGACAUCAUUGCCGUCCUAGGUAUGGAUGAACUGUCUGAGGAAGACAAGCUGACUGUGUCUCGUGCACGGAAAAUACAGCGUUUCUUAUCUCAGCCAUUCCACAUUGCUGAGGUUUUCACAGGUCAUAUGGGGAAGCUGGUACCCCUGAAGGAGUCUAUCAAAGGAUUCCAGCAGAUCUUGGCAGGUGAAUAUGACCAUCUCCCAGAACAGGCCUUCUAUAUGGUGGGACCCAUUGAAGAAGCUGUGGCAAAAACUGAUAAGCUGGCGGAAGAGCAUGCAUCGUGAGGGGUUCUUUGGCAAAACUAAGCAAGCACUCAUCAUCUUGUAAUGCCCCUCCUUGCCCCAAAUUCAAAAAGCUUCAGUUUUCUGUUGGCUGUUCAAAGCCUUGAUUAAAGGAGGCAUGUUCUAUUGAAAGAGUAUUUAAGGUUUCCAAUAAAAUGUAAAGCCUUCAAAAAAUAAAAAUAAAA
Carlito syrichta (Philippine tarsier) is the source of this 1487-nucleotide messenger RNA. Its product is annotated as ATP synthase subunit beta, mitochondrial-like. Gene Ontology annotation, molecular function: ATP binding; proton-transporting ATP synthase activity, rotational mechanism; ATP hydrolysis activity. NCBI's taxonomy places the organism in Eukaryota, Metazoa, Chordata, Mammalia, Primates, Tarsiidae. Bases 52 to 1305 code for a protein of 417 amino acids. The record is from RefSeq and is a predicted model, not a curated record. The transcript has a single exon. Gene Ontology annotation, biological process: proton motive force-driven mitochondrial ATP synthesis.